AUGUUGCGCAAAAAAGAAAAGUACACCAUCAUCACGCCGAUCCCUGCAUGCGUGCCCCGCCAACUGGCCCUGGACAUUCUGCACAGUCACGGCGAGAUCAUCACUCUCAACCCACUGGUCCUCUCCUACCAUCCCAUCGCCGCGCCCCGCGACGCUGCCGCCGACGAAUUCUACUUCUCCUGGUACGAGAUCAUCGAGCGGGUCCAGUAUCUCCCCGGUCUGGGCAAAAUUGGCUCCGGCAAGAUCAGCUUCAACGGCUGUUUCCAUAACACCGAGUGGGGUUUGCAAACACACACCUUUGUGCCCCUGGGCAUCGAGAUCAAAAGCCAGUGGCGUCUGGCGGGGUUUCAACCCGGCGAGCCCAACAAAUUCACCGAGUUUCGACAUGAACGCGCGCCCGAGACCGGGCCAUAUCUUCAGGAAGAUAUCGAAAUUCACUGCAACAUCACCCUGGUUUCGUUUGUCAAGAGCCAACUCAAAGCGGCUUCUAAGGUGCUGGUGGAUCGGUUGAUCAAAAAGGCCGAGCUGCUGGAUGCCGGAGUCUUGCAGGGGGUGGUCGAAGAUGGAAGGCUAAAGACGAUCAAUCCGGCCGAUCGGUCCACGGUCGCACGGUCGGACUCGCUGCUGUCCUCGCGAAGAUCUUCGCUGAUGAGUUCAGUGACCUCGUACCAGGUGCCUCGGUCGCCGACAGGCUCUGUUCAUCCGCGGCCGCCCUACUCACCGUCUGGAAGAUCAUAUGCAUCCCCACAGCCGGGUUCAGACAGUAGGCCAGCCUACAUUGCAGAGUUACCGGCUGAUUUUUAUCAUCCGCUACCAUCGCCAGAUGCGCUGGGUGUUCAUCAAGGCCAAAAGUAUGUGGCCGAACUGCCCGUCACGCUGGAAGGUCCCCAAGAAAACAUCCACUCCAAGCAUUCAAUCCCUGAGUUGCCGUCGGGCCCUCAGUAA
Messenger RNA from Penicillium oxalicum, 945 nucleotides. RefSeq lists its product as uncharacterized. The coding region runs from base 1 to 945 and encodes 314 amino acids. The transcript has 2 exons. The record is from RefSeq and is a predicted model, not a curated record. NCBI's taxonomy places the organism in Eukaryota, Fungi, Ascomycota, Eurotiomycetes, Eurotiales, Aspergillaceae.